GCAGACUCUGUGAUGAAAUUAAAAAUGCAUAAAAAAGACAAUUUACUUUGACAGUGAAGCAACGCGUGCUGCGGGGAGAAUAUUAAAUACUGUGGCAACUUGUGGAUUUAGUUGCAGUCUCUCCGCAGCUCUGCACAUGAGUAGUUCAAGGGCGCUCCCAAGUUUCUGAUGCCAACAAGUUUUUUACUCCGACCCUCCACCCGCAGCCAGUGAUCAUGUUGGAUAAAUGUGGACUGCAGAGCGCCGGUGUGCCCGUCUCCAGCGCGGACCUCCAGCUUAAACUAACGGACAACAAGAGUAGCCUGGCCGCAGCCGGGAUGGGGAUGGAGAACGGCACUGGGAAGAGACUCAUAGAGAUAACUGGACCGGCUUUAUCCAAAAGAAAACUUCUGGUCGGUUUAGACCUCCUCUGCCUCUUCCUUGCUUCCAUCCCUUUCUUUGCAUGUGAACUGAAGGCCAUGAGACCUUACAGAAGGGGCUUCAUGUGCGGCGACCCCAGCAUCACCUAUCCUUACCUGCACCGAGAGGCCAUACCAGACGAGUUACUCAUUGCCGGUGGCAUCAUCAUCACCGGCCUCACUAUCGCCCUCGGGGAGUGUUACCGGGUUCGUUUCAGAGGCGUCAGCUCCAAGGCCUUUGUCAAGAACCUGUAUGUGUCCUGCCUGUACAAGGAGCUGGGCUGCUUCCUGUUCGGUUGCUGUGUUGGCCAAUCACUGACCAACAUGGCCAAACUAAGUGUCGGGCGGCUGCGACCACACUUCCUGUCUGUGUGUGGUGUCACAUACGCGUCGCUAAACUGCACCCCUGGCACCUACGUUGCAACCGUGAACUGCCACCAGCCUGACCACCGGUUGGAGGAAGAGGCCAGGAAGUCCUUCUUCUCUGGUCAUGCUUCCUUUGCAAUGUAUACAAUGCUCUAUUUAGCGUUUUACCUGCAGGCACGGUUGACAUGGCGUGGGGCUCGGCUGCUGAAGCCGGCACUGCAGUUCUUCCUGGUUCUGCUGGCAGUCUACACAGGUCUGACCCGCAUCUCAGACUACAGGCACCACCCAUCUGAUGUGCUAACAGGCUACAUACAGGGAGCCCUCACUGCUUACUGGGUGGCCUUCCACAUCUCGUCCAUGUUUAAAACCUCGAGUUCAGAUCUGUCUCCAACUGAGACCCUGGACAGCCCCUUGUCCCCCCACCAUACUGUCUGCUAAACCUCACCUCCACCAACCUUUGCCUGUACCAGCCACCUGCUGCCUGAUGUCUGGUUAGGAUAGACAAGAGAUUUGAAGAAUGUGAGACCAUUUCCCGUAAAGUCAAACCACAUACCUCAGUAUUCGGACAGAGUGUGUGUGUGAGAGAGAGAGAGAGAGCGUAGAGCUUGUGAGAGAAUGUAUGUGACCCAUAAAAGAAAACAAGUGAACUGAGAGAAAGGAAGAGGGAGGGUACUGAGGAUAAUCAACCCUUUGUCCUUGUGACUGACCGUAACGUCACAUGUGAUACACCUGUGAGAGGAAUCCUGAGCACACAGAAACCACUACCGCUCUAUACGUCAUCUGUAAAUAUAUACUGAUUUUGUACAACUCAAAUGAUACUGUAAAGCACGUUUUGAUUUCCAUGUUAGUAUUAUUAAUUACCACUUUGCAAUGAUUUGGCACGUAGGAUGUAAUAUAUUUUUUACAAAUGUGAUAUAUGUUGUAGCUAUUUUUAUUAAUUUUUACAUAAACCCAGUGAAUGUAAUGGUGUUGAAGGAAAGCACAGUGAGAAAGCAACUGAUUGUUGUACUACUAAGAAAAAGUAGGUUGUGUCCGUCCUGUUUCAAUUCUGUGAGCAGUGUGUUGUACAUGUAGUUUAUUAAUGAGAGAAUGAGUAUGAAAAUGUCUACACAAUAUAUAUGUAUAUAUAUGUAUAUAUACACACAUAUAUAUAUAAAGCAUGUUUGAAAAGUACAGACGCUACUAGCUCUCUGAAAAAAUUUUUUAUAAAGCUUUUUUGUUACUAGACUACUUAC
Molecule: messenger RNA, 1999 nt
Organism: Micropterus dolomieu (smallmouth bass)
Lineage: Eukaryota; Metazoa; Chordata; Actinopteri; Centrarchiformes; Centrarchidae
Product: phospholipid phosphatase 3-like
Exons: 6
Coding region: 216-1202 (328 amino acids)
Biological process (GO): phospholipid dephosphorylation; phospholipid metabolic process; signal transduction
Molecular function (GO): phosphatidate phosphatase activity
Source: RefSeq, a predicted model, not a curated record